Molecule: messenger RNA, 6711 nt
Organism: Capra hircus (goat)
Lineage: Eukaryota; Metazoa; Chordata; Mammalia; Artiodactyla; Bovidae
Gene: LARP1B
Product: La ribonucleoprotein domain family member 1B
Exons: 12
Coding region: 370-2550 (726 amino acids)
Biological process (GO): mRNA stabilization; positive regulation of translation
Cellular component (GO): cytosol; cytoplasmic stress granule
Molecular function (GO): RNA cap binding
Source: RefSeq, a predicted model, not a curated record
AGCGCGCGCCUCUCCGAUUCUGCUAGAGGUCCUCAAGCCCCGGCUUGCGGUGCUUUUGCCUCAGCCCGCGCCGGGUGAGGGCACGCGGCUGCGGCUGCGACGCCCGGCGCGUGUUGGCAGGCUCGGGGCUAGCGCCGCUGAGGCAGGCUGGGCCGACGGGCGGUUAGCGCCCCGUUCGACGCGGGGAGGGGCGGCACGCCGAGAGCUGCACGGCCUCCUCACCCAACGCGGGCGGCCGUGGCGACGGCGGCCGGGUUCUCGGGUUCUCUUCCUCAGGCCAGAGCCAGUCGGUGUCCCGGCGGAGCGACGGGCAGCCGGGCUCCCUUGCCCCGGGCCCCCCCUGGCUGGGGCGGCUGGGGCAGGGGGACCAUGUCUGCUCGCGUUCCAGUGCCCGCCGCUCACCCUCGGGAGGAGCCUCCCGCGGCAGCAGCUGAGAGGGAGUCGCUGGCGGCCGCGGCGAGCCGGCAGGCCGAGCAGCUAGCCCCGCUCGAACGGGAGGGCAAGGAAGCGGCGAGGGAGGAGAGGGCCGCGACCGCCACCAGCGCGGGGGCGCGGGGUGAGCCGUCGCCGGCGCCGGUGCUGGGACACAGCGUGCCUCAGGCGGCGGUGCCUGUGAAGCCCCUGGCGCUGCACCUGGCGCACAAGGCGCGCGGGCCAGGGGGCCCCUUUGGCGGGGAGCCGCCGCGACCGCUGCCGCGGGACCCGCCGGCCGAGAACGCCCGGGAGGAGGAGGCAGCGGCCAGCUCUGAGGAAAAGCUGCAGCCGCCGCCGCCGCCGCCGAAGGAGAAUCCCUGGACCAGAAAGCCUCCUCAGCACCUGUCCCCCGCUGGGACGGGGCCUCUGCCGUUGCUCCCACUGGAAACCUUGGAGGCAGAGCUCAGUUCCCCCAAAAUUAUAAAAGCAGGAAAACUCAAGACAAAGAAAUCCAAUAAGGCUAGUGAUUUCAGCGAUAUGGCAAACUGGCCAACACCAAGUGAAUUAGUGAACACUGAAUGUCAGAAUGUCAUCAGUCAAGGAAAUAAGAAGCCACAAAAUAGAAAAGAAAGAGAAGACAAGGUUGAAAAGAGAAGUGUUAACAAUGAAAGCAGAGAAAACCGGGAAACAAAAUUAGAUGGUCCUGGUGAAAAUGUCAGUGAGGAUGAGGCUCAGUUAAGCAAUCAACGAAAAAGAGCUAAUAAGCACAGAUGGGUACCACUGCACUUAGAAGAUGUAAGACCAGAGAGUCAAGAAAGACCAGGGUCCCGGAAUAGCUCAAGAUGUCAACCUGAAGCAAAUAAAUCAUCACAUAACAAUAGGAGAAAUGACACACAAAGUUGGAGGCGUGAAAGAGAAAAGAGAGAUGAUCAAGAUGAAGUUUCUAGUGUGAGAAGUGAGGGUGGUAAUAUCCGAGGCUCCUUUAGAGGACGAGGCCGAGGACGAGGAAGAGGCCGGGGCAGAGGAAAUCCUCGAUUGAACUUUGAUUAUUCAUAUGGUUAUCGAGAACAUGAUGAAAGGACUGAUCAACCAUUUCAAACAGAGCCUAAUGCCAGUAUGAUGUAUUACUAUGAUGACGGUACAGGUGUGCAGGUGUAUCCUGUGGAAGAAGCAGUGCUCAAAGAGUAUAUUAAGCGCCAAAUUGAGUAUUACUUCAGUAUAGAAAAUUUGGAACGGGAUUUCUUUCUUAGGAGAAAGAUGGAUGAGCAAGGUUUCUUGCCUAUUUCCCUGAUUGCUGGUUUCCACCGUGUUCAGGCUCUCACUACAAACCUUAAUCUCAUUUUGGAGGCACUGAAAGAUAGCACAGAAGUGGAAAUUGUGGAUGAGAAAAUGAGAAAAAAGAUAGAACCAGAAAAAUGGCCGAUUCCAGGCCCCCCUCCACGGAGUGUGCCACAAACGGACUUCUCUCAACUGAUUGAUUGCCCAGAAUUCGUACCAGGGCAAGCCUUUGGUUCACAUACAGAGUCUGCCCCAAAUUCUCCAAGAAUUGGAAGUCCACUGACCCUAAAGAAAAAUGCAGAAACAAGUAAUCUUCAAGGAAUGUCUAGAGGUUUAUCUACCAGUUUGCCCAACUUGGAUUCAGAACCUUGGAUAGAAGUAAAAAAGAGACAUCAUCCAUCCCCAGUGAAACUGAAGGAACCACCAUCUCUUCCUGAAGAGGCAUCAAAUCAACUAUAUCUUCCAGAUGAACAAGAACAAGAAGAACUUGAUUUUUUCUUUGAUGAAGAGAUGGAACAAAUAGAAGGUCAAAAAAACACAUUUACUGAUUGGUCUGAUAAUGAUUCGGAUUAUGAAAUUGAUGAUCAAGAUUUAAAUAAGAUUUUGAUUGUAACUCAGACACCUCCUUACAUGAGAAAACAUCCUGGAGGAGAUCGAACAGGCUACCACAUGUCUCAAGCAAAAAUUACAUCUGAACUUGCUAAAGUUAUCAACGAUGGUUUAUAUUAUUAUGAGCAGGAUCUGUGGAUGGAAGAAUAUGAAAACAAACACACAGCCAUAAAGGACCUGUUUGAAAGUUUGCUCCAGUUUUUCAUCUUGAAUUUCACCCAACCUCCUGGUAUCUACCCCAGUUACUAAGAUAAAAUAUGAGAGUCUAGAGUAGUCUACUGGCUGUCUGCAUUCCUUUUAUAUGACUUUUAGUGGUAUAGAUAGGGAUUUAAAAGGAUCUUUUUCUGCCAUUAAAUUGAUUAGAAAAUUCCCCAAAAUUAAAUAUUUACUUUGAGGUUAGAAUAAUGAGGAAAAUUUGUAUAAUAUACCAAAUAGGAAAGAUUUUAGAAAUAGAGUUUUAGAAAAGCCAGCCAACUCAUGGUUUUACAGUACUGGCUGUAUGUGAAGCUUCAUAUCAUCAAGAAGUAUGCUUUCCUUCUUAGUUCUUCGUGGAAUUUCCAUCACUGCUUUUAUCCUCUUGUCUUGCCACUGCCUUUUUGAAGAUCUUGCCUCAGGAUAUGGUAGCUUGUCAGUAAAUUGGAGCCUGAGCAAUUCUCACAGUCCGACUGCUAUGGGAAAGGAAGUAUGUUUUUAUAAAGUUUCUUGGUUGAAAUCUUAACUUGUAUAAGAAUUGUUACAUUAUUUGUGAUACUUAGGUUCUAUAAAUAAUAUCUAACUUAAAUCUUUUUGGGAACAGAAAGAGAUAGAAAAUAAAUUUACAAUAGGUUAAGAUUGCCCUACCUCCAUUCCCUAUUCCUCUAUCCUGCAUCAUUCUUCACCAUCUGCCGUUCUGUGUAUUGCACUUUUGAUCAUGUAAAUGUCAGAUCUGUGAGGAAGGGAUUUUUGUCCUGUUUUUUGUACAGCCAUAACUCCAGUUGUAGCACAGUUGUUAGAGUUCCUGAUGCAAAGUAGUACUCAAUUCAUAUUUGUUAAAAUGGAUAUUGAAUUACAGAUUAAACAUUAUGAACUAACCAGAAGAACCAACCUCUGUGUAUAAUACUGGUUUUAAGAGAAGAUAUUUUCAGAGGUCCAGAUAAUGAAAUAUCAAGUCACCUUGAAGCAAAUGCUCUUGGUAGGUGACUAUUUGCUUGAAAGUGUAGACAGCAGUAAUUAAAUUCAAUUACCUCAUUUGUUGCCUUAGCCAAAAAAUAUUGGUCCAGAGAAAAAAGUCUUGGCUAUAUGGUUCUUAAGCAUUAUGGGUCUGUUCAUAAUUAUGUCUUACCUAAUCCCUAUUGUUUAACUUAUUCCUCUUUUCUCUAAUUCUGUGCUCAGCAUAUACUUUCUCAUUAGAAUUGUACUUCCUCUGUGGGUCUGUAUAGAGGGAGAGAAAUCAAUUAUUUAAUUAUUUAUUACUCCUACUGUGUGUAUGUGACACCAUGUUAGGUACUGGGCAUGAAAUCAGAAGAUAACAGGAUUUCUACAUGCCUAUUCUUACAUAUACUUGGGACAAUAGACAUUAAAAUAAACCACAGUAAGUACCUGAGGUGCUGUUGAAUUAGGCUAUAAGGGAAUGACUGUGAGAAAGUCACAGUUAUAGUGAGAUAGAAAGUAUAGGUAAGAAUGAACCAUGCAAAUAACAGAUAAACCAUAUCCUAGGAAAGGGGAAUAACAAGUGUCAAGGGAGAUGGGAAAGAAUCUGGUAUAUUUGAGGAACUAAAAAAUUGUUUAUAGUAUUUAUAAAAGAGAACAGUUAUAGAUAUAUAGGCAUGUAUCUGAUCAUAGAAGGUAACAUGUGGGCCUUGUUAAGUAAUUUGGAAUUUACCUAAAGUUCAAAUGGAGUACCUUGAAGAAUUUUAUACAGGCAACAGCAUGUGAUCUAAUUUUUAUUUUAGAAAUACCAGUUUGGUUACUAAGGCAGAGAAUGGAUUAGAUGGGGAUAAGAGUGGCAGAUGAAAUUCAGUUGGGAGUCUAUUAAAGUAGUCCAGGAGGUGUCUGUUGGUAAUUUAAGAUAAAUUGGUGGCAAAGGAAGUGUAGAAAUUAGACGACCCAGGUCUGAAUCUUGAGGAAGGACCAUUUAGGAGUUGUAUAGGAAACUGGUGUUGUGGAAGCUGAACACUGUCUUCAUGAGGAGAGAAUAAUCAGAUAUGCUGAAAGCUGGACAGAUUGAGUUUAGGUAUGAAUGAAAAGAAUGCCAAAUUGGUAGGGUUGUUUGGUGAUCAUUUCUGCCUUUGUGAAGGGAGUUUUGCUGAGUCCAUAAGCUAUGUUGAAGUGUAUGUACCAAAGAGUAGGAAUAAGCCUUGUGUUUCUGACAUGUCCUUAUUGCUAAAGACAGUUAAGAUGGCCUGCUAAUAAAUGAGAAAAUAUGAACUUAAAAUCCUUGCAGAUCUGAAAGAUAAGUUAUCAGAAUAAAACCACAGAGAAGUAGAGGAUUAAAACCAGUUUUGCCCGGGAGAGCAUUUUGAAAUUUGGAUAGUUUGUGAAGUUCAGCUUUUCAAAAGCCACCCAAAAUAUAGAGUAAAAGAUAAACCUGUGGCUUAGUCAGAGUCAGGGGUUCUAACAGGAGUCCCUUCCCCUAUUGAAUUGGUACCUGAAAACUAUACCCUAGUGAAAGGAUAUAACUGCUUUCUCAUCUGCUUCUCUAGAGGACUACAAAGCAUAUUUUCUUAGUUGUGCUGAGCAAGGUAUCACAUGUGAGAAUGAACAGAAGUAGCAAACAAUAAGCCCAUACCAUGAAAAAAUUUAGGUAGUAGAAUUAUUAAGCAUAGUAUAGAGUAACUAUGCUUACUAUGUUUAAAGAAUAUAGGGAAAAAGGGAAAAAGAAAUUCUAAAGAAUAACCUUUGUAGAACUUCUGGAAGUAAAAACAGUUAAAGGCUGAAAUUAAAAACUCAGUUAAUUAAAGGGAUUAACAACAGAUUAGAUACAAUUAAGGAAUCAGUGAACUGGAAGAUAGGUUACAAGAAAGUAUUCAGAAAUCAACAGACAAAGAUAAAAUAUAUGAAAGAGGGUAUAGAAUGGUAUUCUAGAAAGUCAUUGCUAUUAUUUGGUAUAUUUCAAAUCUAGUUCUGUAAGUUAACAUUUAAUGGAUUUUAUUAUAAAUCUUUAUUUUUGAGAAAAGUAAAAAGGAAAUGGAAUAUAGAGUAAAAAACGUGGUCUAAGAUAGAUAUUUAUUCAGAGUUUCAGAAGGAAAGAGAGUAAAUGGGACAGAGUCAGUGUUUUAAUAGGUAAUACCUAGGACAUUUUCUGAGCUGCAGAGAAGUACCGGAGUAGAGUAGCCAGGGAAAGAGUGGUUACUUUAAAGAAGAGCGGCUGGACAGUUAACUGACAGCUAACUUCUCACUAGUAACAUUUGAAUGCAACAGACCAUGGAAUUAUGAUGUUAAUAUAGCAAGGGAAAAUAACUACCAACACCUAAUUGUAUGCCUUGCAAAAAUAUCUUUCAAGUAAGAGAGUGCAAUAUAAGAGAAAUUGCAAACAGCAGAACCUCAUCAAAGGAAUUUCCAAAAUGGAAAUAAAAGUGAUUCCAGAUGCCAAAGGUACAGAAAGGAGUAUAGAGCAAAGCAAGUGAUAAAUAUGUAAACAAACCUAAAUAAAUAUUAACUGUAUAAGAUAAUAAUUGUGUCUUACAGAUUAACAUUAACACAAACUGAGAGAAAGUACUUAAAGAUACUUUUGUGUCUGAAAAGAUAAUUGAUUAUUUUUCAGUUUGAAAAGUUAUUAUUUUUCAAGUUUGGAGGAUACCCAUUUAAAAAUAAAUGUCUUAAUGGGCUACUAGUUAGAAUGUAAUAUGGUUCAACUAUUUUAGAAAGCAGUUUGGCAGUUCUCAAAAUGUUAAACAGAGUUAUUAUAUGACCCAGGAAUUCUAUUCCUAGGUAUAUACAUGAGAGAAAUGACAACAUAUGUCCACACAAAAACCUGUACACAGAUCUUCAAUACAGCAUUAUGAAAAUGUAAAGAACUCAAAUAUUCUUUGUCUGAUGAAUGAAUAAAGGUGGUAUAGCCAUACAAUGGAGCGUUAUUUGCCAAUAGAAAAAAGUGAAUUUACUGAUAAUGCUACAUGAAAACAUCAUGCGAAAUAAAAGAAACCCAUCACAAAGUAGUACAUGUUAUAUGAUUCUCUUCAUCUGAAACCCAAAACAGAGAGAAAUUAAAUUGGUGGCUGCCUAGGGUGGAUUUUGGGAUGGGUAAAGAAAAUAGUGACUGCUAGUGGAUUCUAGGUUUAUUUUUGGAGUGAUAAAAAUGUUGAAAUAUUGAUUAUGAUGGUGGUUGCAAAAUUGUAUACUAAAAACAAUUAUACACUGGGAUAGAUUGUACCAUAUUUGGAUUUUAUCUUAAUAAAAUUAUUUUUAAACAAGUAAAUGGAAAGACAUCCU